AUAUGCACAGCCUGACAAAAUCGCCAUAUGUCCUUCCUCGGACACCGUAACCGUAGUGUGUUAUUUUUUGACAUGUGUUGUAAACGAUUAAUCAGUAGUGACACUUUAUUUUUAUUUCAGAAACCAGCAACACACCACUUAAAGGAACUAUACUAAUUUACAGUAGGCAAAUAUGUUGAUCUUGCACUUUCUGGCUAACUAGCUAGCAUUGCGGUUUUCAGUAGUAGAUUGUUAGCGCGUUUUAAGAGCGCAACACACUGACGCUAACGUUAGCUAGCUACGGUAGCUAAGUUACAGUUCACUAGCUAGCUUUCCAGUUUGUUUGUGUUACGUGUAGGUGGUUGUCAUCGACCUUCCAGCAAGUUUGAAGCCAUGAGUGACAGCGACGACGAUGUCCCUCAGCUGUCCGCGGCCACUCUGGCUGCCCUGCAUGAGUUUUACACAGAGGAGAGGGACGGGCUGGUGCAGAGCACAGCACCGGUGGACAAGUACUCGGUGGGGGCGGUGGAAGAGGACUGGGUAUGUUGACCGUGAUGCUAGAUAUUGCUGAUAAACUUCUCAGCUGGCCCACUGGCUAUUCCCCUCUUAUCACUCCCCUCUAUAGCAACAUUAUGGCUGUAUUUACAUUGCUUGACAUAUCUGUCCACCAGCGUAUGAGCCAAUUCUGGUACAGCGAUGAGACAGCAACCAGGCUAGUUGAAGAGGUAAUUCAGGAAGCUGGGAAAGGUGGCAGGUGAGGGGAUUAUGUACUAUGCAUUUACACAGUCUGCCGGGGGGGUGUGUGUUGAGUAUUUCACUACAGACUGCCCUUCUAAAGCUUACUAACAUUGUGAUGUUGUUACUUACUAGGAUAGCCUGUCUGAGCGCACCCAGUGUGUACCAGAAGCUGAAGCAGGGCGUGGUGGAGGGCUCUGACGGUGUGUCGGCUGUGGUUCUUGAGUACGACCGCCGUUUUGACACCUACGGCCAAGAGUUCAUCUUCUAUGACUACAACGAGCCCCUAGCUCUCCCAGAGGACCUGGCCCAACAGAGUUUUGAUAUUGUCCUAGCUGACCCCCCCUACCUGUCUGAGGAGUGCCUCACCAAGGUCGCCCAGACUGUCAAGUACCUGGCCAAGGGCAAGGUGCUGCUCUGCACAGGUGAGCCUCAUGUAGCUGUGUCUGUCCUCGGGCUUGUGCCCUUCUCCAUACCUCACACAACACUCAAUACGCGCAUUCUUCUUACACAUACCAGAAUGACAUGCCACUCUCUGCAGCUUUGUUUUAUCUACCACUCUCCUUCAGGAGCCAUCAUGGAGGAGCAUGCAGAGAAGCUGAUGGGUCUGAAGAUAUGCAGCUUCCUGCCCAAACACAACAAAAACCUGGCCAACGAGUUCCGCUGUUUCACUAACUACCCUUCAAACCUCCUGUCCUGAGGCUCUACAACCCUUCAUGUAUGGCCUUAUUGACUUUUGAUGUCUGACAUCCAUCAAUGCCCCAGUUCUGACUUGACUGAUGAUAUCUGUGACAGUUGCAAGGAAGACUAAUCUUGUUGGGCAAUUUUCAUUGCCUGUCAGACAUCCAAGGUUUCAUUUUGGGGACCAUGGUAUCAAGACCCUGUGGGUUGUUUUUAAUAUGAUUUCUUAUCCCAUAACAUAAUUGUGAAGUAAGUGAAUAACGGUAUUCAUGUUUGACUUCAGUGUAAAUAAUAUUUCAUAUACACACAGAAAAUAAAGAUGUC
Molecule: messenger RNA, 1719 nt
Organism: Coregonus sp. 'balchen'
Lineage: Eukaryota; Metazoa; Chordata; Actinopteri; Salmoniformes; Salmonidae
Source: the annotation of a GenBank genome assembly